Molecule: messenger RNA, 2232 nt
Organism: Exophiala aquamarina CBS 119918
Lineage: Eukaryota; Fungi; Ascomycota; Eurotiomycetes; Chaetothyriales; Herpotrichiellaceae
Exons: 1
Coding region: 1-2232 (743 amino acids)
Biological process (GO): vesicle-mediated transport
Cellular component (GO): cytosol; endocytic vesicle
Molecular function (GO): ubiquitin binding; guanyl-nucleotide exchange factor activity; small GTPase binding
Source: RefSeq, a predicted model, not a curated record
AUGUCAGCCAGCGACAAACAUGCGGCCAUGGAAACAAAUAAGCAAGCCGUUUCGUCGGAAACCACUCCCAACCUCAUAGACCUGGAGCCUGCAGAUACCCCUAAGUCGACUGAGGUUGAGGUCGAGGGCGAGGGCGCGGCACCGACUACGACUGAGGCUUCUGGUAAGCACAAGGAAUUAUCCUCUGUGCCAUCACAAGCCGAGGACGACAACACCAGAAAACCCGAAUCUAACUAUGUCUCACGGCCAAAGGCGCUUCCAUCCACUCCUCCUCCACCUGAGCCUCCUGCGCAGCACGAGAAACCAUACCAUGACCCUACACCUAAGACUCCUAUCGUCUCUCGCCAUCCCUCAGUUCGAGGAGCUGAAGAAGGAGAAGAAGAGUUUAACGAGGAGGGUCCUGCCUACAACCAAGAUGUGUCGGAGCGGAUGACCUAUCGCAAAUCAGAGAAAGAGAAUGAUCUCGAGUCAGCCUCGGAAAUCCAGAGCAUUAUGGAACAGUUUGCAGACGCUUCCAUUGCGCCGUCUAAAGAAGAAAUCAUGUCCCCUCGCCACGAGAUGCCUGGUCCCAUCCUAACUACGGGGGCCGGAUUUCCACCAAGGAGAUCUAGCCUCGAGCACCUGAGAUCAAGGGAUAUGGAUACAAUAGCUACAUCGCCGAUAGCGACCACUUCUUCCAGCGAGAAACCUCUACCAUCACCUCCCUCGAUAUCUCUCGAUGACCAAAGGCCACUUCAAUCCCCACCUCAAGGGCCGACCACAGCUGCCACCGCUCACGCACUUCCGCUGCCAGAACCCGACCCUGAACUUCCCUUUGACUUUCACCGCUUCCUUGAUCAGCUACGGCAUAAAUCUGCCGAUCCAGUGGCCAAAUUUCUUCGUUCCUUUUUGACCGAGUUCGGCAAGAAGCAGUGGAUGGUGCAUGAGCAGGUCAAGAUCAUCGGUGACUUCUUGGCCUUUAUAACCAACAAGAUGGCCCUAUGCGACGUCUGGCGCGAGGUCUCGGACAACGAGUUUGACAAUGCGAAGGAGGGUAUGGAGAAGCUGGUCAUGAACAGAUUAUACUCGCAAACCUUUUCGCCAGCCAUCCAGCCGCCACAACCUUCGAGAUCACGUUCGAGAGGGCGGAGGAAAGAACAGCAGGAGAAGAAUCAGCCCGCGUGGAGGAAAGGCCAGCAUCAGGAAGACGUCGAAAGGGAUGAAAUCCUUGCGCAAAAGAUCCGCAUUUACAGCUGGGUUCGCGAGGAGCAUCUUGAUCUGGUGCCCGUCGGACCCAAUGGUGAGCGGUUCCUGCGUCUUGCCCAACAGGAAUUGUUGAAGAUCAAAGGUUACCGAGCCCCGAGGGACAAGGUUAUCUGUGUCCUGAACUGCUGCAAGGUCAUCUUCGGCCUCCUGAAGAAUGCAAAGAGCUCCGACACAUCAGCUGAUUCAUUUGUGCCUUUGUUGAUCUUUGUGGUAUUACAGGCCAAUCCAGAGAAUCUGGUAUCGAACAUUCAAUAUAUUCUACGAUUUCGAAACCAAGACAAACUUGGAGGCGAGGCUGGCUACUACCUGUCGUCCCUUUCAGGGGCUAUACAAUUCAUUGAAAAUCUGGACCGCACCACCUUGACAGUGUCGGAUGAAGAUUUCGAGCGCAACGUUGAACGCGCAGUGUCUGAGAUUGCUGCGCAGAAUCGUAAGGUGGAAGAGGCGGUGAGCCCACGCUCAUCAUUCCAGGAGAAAUCUACAUUGGUGGAACCAGAACUCACACCAAGAAAUUCCAUGGAUGUGACUUCCACCAGUCCCAUACGAAGAGAUCCGCGAGGUAUGGCAGGCGGCUCCGAGGGCGGCUCCGACGACAGUGUGGUAGGCCUCCUACGGACGAUCCAACGACCUCUAUCCACAAUCGGACGUAUCUUUUCCGACCAAGAAACAUCGCAAGAAAGGCGACCAACCUCAAGCCCAGCACCUCCUUUGAAUGCAGCGAGACUGAGCUCUGCGGUCUUCCAGCCCCCGCGCGGCGAGGCUGGCACGCCCUCUUAUGAUGCACAAGAAGCGGCCGCACGGCAAGCCAGUGCUGAGCUGGCGGAAGCGAGACGCAUACAACGCGCCGAGCACAAGACUGUGGUGGAGACGUUAUGUGGGAUGUUCCCAAACCUCGAUAGGGAGGUCAUCGAUGAUGUGGUACGCCAGAAAGAAGGUCGGGUUGGGCUUGCAGUUGAUGCAUGCUUAGCUUUGACCGCCGGAGGCUAG